Bemisia tabaci is the source of this 5551-nucleotide messenger RNA. The record is from RefSeq and is a predicted model, not a curated record. Lineage: Eukaryota; Metazoa; Arthropoda; Insecta; Hemiptera; Aleyrodidae.
AAACAAAGAAAAACGACGAUUGCUCCUAGUCGCACACCAAAAGCCAGAAAGAAGCCCAUCAGUCUGUCAAGCAAAGAUGACAAGCAAGAGAGUGCGACAUCAGAUGGCACUAGAUCAGCAUCGGACGAUUGGCCUCACUUAAAGUUAACCUGGUUGCACAAAGACAAACUGAAAGAUGCGCAAGGUAGACCUGUGAAUCAUCCUGACUAUGAUCCGAAAACACUGUAUGUUCCAUCCGAAUUUAAGAAUUCUUUAACACCCGCUGUCAGACAAUGGUGGGAGGUUAAAUCCAAUUUGUUUGAUUGUGUCCUCUUUUUCAAACUGGGGAAAUUUUAUGAGCUCUAUCACAUGGAUGCCAUUGUUGGAAUGACGGAAUUGAAUCUCACACCGAUGAGGGGUGAGCAAGCUCAUGUAGGUUUUCCUGAGAGUGCUUAUGGUCGAUACGCAGCCACUUUGGUCGAAAAAGGCUAUAAAGUUGCAAGAAUAGAGCAAACCGAAACUCCUGACACCAUGAAUGAGAGAUUGAAAACAAUGAUCAAACCAACCAAGUUUGACAAAGUUGUCAAGAGAGAAAUUUGCCAAAUAACAACUCCUGGGACUCGAAUUUUCAGUGUUCUGGACGGGGAAUGCAAAGAAGCCGGUAACCGCUAUUUGUUGGCCAUCGUCGAAAAAGAAGAAGAUCGUCAUAAUUUUGUGUAUGGAGUUUGCUUUGUUGAUACUUCAAUCGGUACCUUCCACAUUGGUCAAUUUCCAGAUGAUCGUCAUUGUUCUCGAUUGAGGACUUUGAUUGCACAUCAUCCUCCUACCCAAAUCUUAUAUGAAAAGAAUUGCAUCUCUCCCAAACUUCAGGAGCUCUUCAGGACUGGAGUUGCAACAGCCUUGAAAGAAGGUCUCCAUCCUGAGUCGCAGUUCUGGAGCCCAUCUAAAACUUUGAUCACCCUUAGUGAAUCAGACUAUUUUUCUGCCUCGGACUUCCCUGUAGAGUUGAAAAACUUUAUCCGCGCUACUGGGGAUUCUUUUCCUUUAACUGCAGAAAGCCAUUGUGAAUUCGGUAUUCAAGCAUUGGGUGCUAUCAUAUUUUAUUUGAAACGGUGUCAAAUAGAUCACCAGCUCCUGUCAAUGGCACACUUCUCAGUUUACAAUGUGAAAGAUGGUUUCCGAGAUACUACUUCAAAGGAACUCCAAACUGUUGAUAUAGCUAAUAGAAAUAUGGUUUUAGAUGCAAUCACCCUCAAGAAUCUCAGUAUUGUUGAAGAUGAGUACGGGGGCAUUCAAGGAACUUUGCUUCAAAAACUCGAUAAUUGCUCUACUGCUUUUGGAAAAAGGUUGCUCUAUCAGUGGAUAUGCAGUCCGCUAACGAACAUAAAGAGCAUUGAAGCUCGACAGGCUGCCAUCAAAGCUCUCCUUGAAGAACCUCAAAUUAUUGGUGAUGUUCGUAGUGCCAUAAGUGGACUUCCCGAUCUUGAACGAUCUUUUGCCAAGAUUUACUCUCAGAGCAGCCAUGGAUUGAAAGCAGAACACCCUGAUGCUAGAGCCAUUCUUUUUGAUGAGCAUGUUUACUCCAAAAGAAAAAUCUGUGAAUUUGUUGCUACCAUCAAUGGAUUUGACAAAAUUCAACAGAUGAUGACAACAUUGCAAAGUUGUGGUGUUGGAGAUUCAGCGGAGCUGUUAGCAAAUUGCUGCUAUCAUCCUCAUUCAGAAUUAAGUGGAAAAUUUCCUGACCUGUCAGAGCAUAUUAGUUUCUUUAAAAAAGCAUUCAAUCAUGCAGAGGCACAGAGAGUGGGUCGCAUUAUUCCUAUUGCAGGUGUUGAUAACGAUUACGAUCAAGUGUGUGCUGAACUAAAAGAUCUUGAAAGAGAGACCGAAGAUUAUUUACGGUUACAGCGUCGCCAUUUUGGCUGCAAUGUAAUUUUUGUUGGCACGGACAAAAAGAGGUUCCAGUUAGAAGUUCCAGAAACUGCUGCCAGUAAAGCCGGAGAUAAUUAUGAUUUACAAUCACAAAAGAAAGGAUUCAAGAGGUAUUACACCCGUGAAGGCAGAGAGUUUGUCGAGAGAAUGAUGGCUGCCGAAGAAAAGAAAAGAAAAGUCCUAAUGUAUCUUCGUCAAAGGUUAUUCUCGAAGUUCUGUGAGAGGUCGGAAGCAUGGAAUAUUGCAGUGGAGUGCACAGCUGUUCUCGACGUUUUAGUCUCCUUAGCCGAGUAUUGUCGAACAGAGGAAACCAUAUGCAUUCCCAAGUUUGAGCCAGCUCAAAGAAAUAAGCAGACUUAUGUCAAGUUGAUUGAAGGUAAAUAUCCUUGCAACACAGUAGAUGAAACCUUUAUUCCAAACAGCACGAUCAUCGGAGUAGAUCCUCAUGUCAUAUUAGUCACUGGACCCAAUAUGGGCGGUAAAUCAACUCUCAUGCGACAGCUAGGCUUAAUCGUAAUCAUGGCACAUAUGGGUUGCCAUGUUCCAGCAGAAAGUUUGGAGCUCAACCCUGUUGACCGAAUAUUCACCCGGAUCGGUGCAAAUGAUGAUAUAAUGGCAGGAGGCAGCACAUUCUAUGUCGAGCUCUGCGAAACUGCUUCAAUUCUGCAUCAUGCAACAACACACUCGUUAGCUUUAAUUGAUGAACUCGGUCGAGGUACAUCCACCUAUGACGGCACAGCCAUUGCAUCUGCUGUUCUCAAAGAACUCUGCCGAAUGAAAUGUAGGACUCUGUUUUCAACUCACUAUCAUUCGCUUGUCGAAGAUUUCCGAAAGAACCCUGACGUAAUGCUUGGCCACAUGACAUGCAUGGUUGAGAAUGAUGAUGAUAAUGAUGAUGAGGCUACUGAAGAGAAAGUCAUAUUUUUGUAUAAAUUUGGAGAAGGCGCUUGUCCAAAAUCGUAUGGUUUUAAUGCUGCCAGGUUAGGUGGUAUUCCGACUCAUAUCACAAAACGAGCACAGCAGUGUGCUAAACAAUUAGAAUCAGAAAUUAGUCGCAAGAGAUCUGUCAAAAAAUUACUACGCGGCUCCUUGAAGGUAAAUGCUCUCCUUAGUGUGGCCACUUGGUCUCUUGAAUUACCAUGAAGUAUUAUUGUCCUUCUUUUUCUAAUAAACUCAAAUUUAAAGCUCAUAUUCCUUUUGCUCUAUCCCUUUUCUAACUAAGACUAGGAACUGAUAUAAUACUCAUGGUCAGUUAGAGAUUAAUUGUUAAACAUUCUGGUUUCAAUAUGAUGAUCUAAGACAAUUGUACAUCGUGACUCAUGAAAUUUUGUUUUACUAGUUCCUUUUUUCUCUUACAAACGACUACCUCUUUCCUGUAAAUUUCUCUGCAAAGCUCUUGUCAAUUAUGAUCUUUUAUUAUAAGUAUGUAUUAUAAAAAACUCGGUCACAACUUUAAAUUGGACUCAUAGUUGGAUGGAAUUAUGGUGAUUUGAUACCUGCCAUAUUUUGUGUCAGAACAACUAGUGAUUUAUUGCGUCAAUUAGUUCCAUGUUUUCUGCUACCUGUCAUUUUUAUUGAAUUUUGAGAUUGCUUCCCUGCUGUCACGAGACUGUCUUCAGUAUAUUCAGAUUCAUUUUCCUUUACAAUCCAAUUCAACACAAAGGAGGCAUGGUUUUUUUAGAGAAAAAAUAUCGCAUUGGAGUGCAGUUUCAAUAUCAGUAUUUAAUGCGAAUAUCUCUCCUCAAAAAAAACCCUCGUUCAUAUCACAUUGAAUUUGUUCGUCAAAUUUGGUGAGUGCAUUCUCCAGUCUCAAGACAACAGAAAUGCGAUCUCAAAAUUUGAUAAAAAUGGCAAGUAGCUGAAAACAUGGAACUGAUCGAUGCAAUGUUGUUCUGAUUCAAAAUAUGGCGGCCAUCGAGUCUUGUUUACCAGAACUAGCUCAACUACAUCAUACGUUGCUUAAAUCCAUGUUUUACUUAUGUUCUAAAAAACUAAUCAAUUUUCAAAACAACAGAACCAUUGAAUUUUUCUACAGAAAUAUUAUGAUUAUAUUUUCUGUACUCAAGGGAGGGUAAAGCAGGAAGUUUCAAGGCCUCAUGUCAUUUAUUUUCCUGUAGAACAUUAGAAGAGAUUAGACAUUGUAAAUGCAGUCUGGCGGAUUCUGGCUAAAGCCGUCGAAUGAUGGAGGGUGUAGGUGGAAAAACAGCAUGAGUGGCAAACUAGCAUUGUGAUAGAAAAGGGUUUUAAGUUAUUAGAUGCACACUACCAAUUUAAAAUGUCAAAUAAUGCAUACCUGUAACGUUACAGGAAGGCAGCAACCUAAUGACUAAGUUGGUGAUAUGCAUUAAUCACCAACCAUCGCAUAACUAUUAGUAAAGCAAUAUUUUAUUCACUUACUAAAUUCUCACUUUGCAUUAUGUUAUCAGUUUAUGUCAUCCAUUAAUUUUUUACCUCGUUUAUUUAAUAGCCCCAAGUCUUCAUAAAUUAAUUUAUUCAGAAUAUGGUUUAAUCUUCUUUUUAUCAGUUUAAGAGUCAGAAGACAAAUAUAGUAAGUAAGGAAUUAUUUAAAGUCUCAAGGACGCUUGAAAACAAGUUGGUUCGAGUAACCCUUCUUAUUUUCCCAGCAAUUUAGAAACAGUUAAAAGAAGAGUCUUGAUCACAGUUAAAGCAGGACGCAAAAAUGUCUUAAUGUGAAGGCUUUCUUUCCUCGGCAAACUUCCUGGCAUUCUAAUGUUCAUUAAGUGACUCAAUUGCGUUUAUAUUAGGUAUAACACUGCUUAGGUAUUGUCUAAUUGCAGACAUAACCAAAACAUUGAGAUUUGAGUCUAGAAAAAUAAGAAAGCUGAGAGCACAGGUCUUGACAUAUCGCGAGACGACUCAAAUCUCAAUGUUUUGAUUAUGUCUGCAAUCAGACAGCACCAGAGCAGUGUUUUUAAGUCAUCAGUAGGGUAAAAAGAUGUUUUUUUUUUUUUUUCAAACCUUCAUAACUAUGCGCAUUUUUAAGCCUUGGUAUCAUUCAAUAGAAAUUGAGUUGUCCUUUUUAAAGCAACCAAAAUCACCUAUUUAGCUGCCUUAGUUCAAAAGUUACAGCACCAGUAUUAGCUCUUUUGGGACAGCCUUUGUACUUUCAAAUCCAUGCAAGAUCAAAUUCUAUCUUCACUUGUUAUAAAGUUACAGUAUAAAAUCAUUCGUCUAUAAUAUCAUUCUUCCAUGUUAAAUUUUAUUGCUGUAUUGGAAAAGAAAAGAAAUGUAUUAUUUUUGGUUCAUGUAAAAAAAGGCUUCUUGCUGUAAUGAACAUUUGAAUCCUACAAUUGAGUCGAAAAUUGAUUGCCAAUGAAGGUUUUUUUUUGUUUUUCUCGUUUUGAUAAGUGUUUCGAAAUCUAGCUCUUCUCGAAUUUUUCAAUAUCAGAUGUUUUCUACGAUAUUUUUAAAUGCUUUGAUCUAUGAUGUGUUUUCUGAAUGAGGAGCUUACUCGCCAUAAUUUAAUCUGAAUUUCCCGUUUGUGUAUUUAUUCUCUUACUUAAACUUGUUCUACUUAAGCAUUACCGUUAAUACUUGUAAAGACAUUGUGGUUCUAUGUCUAAAAUCGAAAAGAAAGAAAGAAAAAAAAACUUGUUCUUGAAUUAAAGUUUUAAUUUUCGAA